AUGGAUCUUGGAGAAUGGCGUAUUCAUGGCAAUGAGAACAUAACUCUCAAAAGGAUACGAAAACAAACUCAUGUCUAUCUUAAUCAAUCAGAAGUUCGAAGACGAAUGGAGAAAGUAGCCAAGAUUCUAGUGAGGAAUCGACAAGAGAGGUCUAGAACUGAAAAAUGGGACGUUGUGGCUACGGGUCACAGAUUUCACUGUCCUCGGUGCCGUAAUGAAGAGACGAUCUUUACAAGGGAAGAAUAUUUUAAGACUCAUCUUUGUGAGGCUCAUGAGUUUUCUAGUACCCCGAAGGAAUCUGUUGAGGAACGUAGACUGAAGAAGGCGAUUCGAGAUGGGAGAAUCUUACAUGCGGAUUAA
Botrytis sinoallii is the source of this 360-nucleotide messenger RNA. RefSeq lists its product as uncharacterized. The transcript has a single exon. Lineage: Eukaryota; Fungi; Ascomycota; Leotiomycetes; Helotiales; Sclerotiniaceae. The coding region runs from base 1 to 360 and encodes 119 amino acids. The record is from RefSeq and is a predicted model, not a curated record.